This is a messenger RNA of Euleptes europaea (tarantolino), 1884 nucleotides long. Its product is annotated as kelch-like protein 12. The coding region runs from base 1 to 1884 and encodes 627 amino acids. The record is from RefSeq and is a predicted model, not a curated record. NCBI's taxonomy places the organism in Eukaryota, Metazoa, Chordata, Lepidosauria, Squamata, Sphaerodactylidae. The transcript has 4 exons. Gene Ontology annotation, molecular function: protein binding.
AUGGAUUCCCAGAAGGAUAGCGAUGAAGAAGGUGCUGAAAAAUCUCCUCAGUCUCAUCAAACAUAUUUAUGUCAGGGCUUGAAACAACUCUACCAGGCUCAACAGCUCUGUGAUGUCAUCUUGGAGGUUGAAGGAAAGAGCUUUCCUUGUCACCAGAUGCUGUUAGCUUCCGUCAGCCCUUAUUUCAGAGAUAUCUUCAUAAAUUCCAACGGGUGGCAAAACAAGGGACUCCAACUCAAAGGCAUGGCCUCCUCCACUCUCCACCAUCUCCUGAAUUACCUCUACACGGAAGAGCUCUCCCUCACUCUAGAGACGGCCCUGGAUCUGUUCACCGCAGCUGGGAAGUUCCAGAUCCUCCCACUGAAAGAAAUAGCUGGAAGGUUUCUGGAGAAAAAUGUCACCCUGAACAACUGCCUAAGCCUUUAUCACCUGUCUCACGAACAUGGUCAUCAAGCUCUGCAGCAAGCGGCCUUGGGCUACAUCAGCCAACACUUUGGACACCUUGCUGAGAAAGAUGACUUUCUGAGCCUGGAAUUCAACCCAAUGGUCGGCCUGAUCAGCUCCGGCAGCCUGGAAGUGGACUCCGAGCUGACAGUCUACCAAGCCGUCCGCAGCUGGGCAGAGCACGAGACGGCAACACGCCUCCCGCUAUUUACGGAGCUGCUGCAGCACGUCCGCUUCCCCCUGCUGACUCCCAGGGAGGUCAUGGAAGUCCAAGCCGACAUCUCAGAGUAUUACAGGCACCUGCGUCUGCGGUGGAAGGAGCUGGACGGGGCAGGAAGGCUGCUGGAGAGCGGGGGGCUCAGGAAGGGCAUGUACAAUGACUGUUUUGUCUGCGUGGAGCUCCAUGAAAACUGGACCCAGGAUGGAGACAGCCCGCACUCUUACCUGCACUGUUUUGACCCUCACGCAGAGAAGUGGGAGAACUUGCCACCACUGAGGUAUCUGAGUUAUUCCGGAUGCACAUCCUUGGAUUUCAGACUUUAUCUGUCCGGAGGCCAGACGGGGGACUGCACUUUCGUCGACAGCCUGUAUGAGUACAAUGCUUUGACGGGCCAGUGGACUCAGCUUCCAUCAAUGUCCACCCCCCGGGCAGUGCAUCCCUUGCUAGCUUGCGACAUGAAGCUCUACGCUCUGGGAGGCUGCGGCGAUAAGGGUCCGCUGACUUCUGCCGAGGCCUUCAGCGUGAGCCAGGGCGCCUGGGCUCCCAUCUCUAACGUGCCCCUCGCUUUGAUGUACCCAGCUUCCGCUGUCCUCAAGAAUAAGCUGUACCUCGUAGGAGGGAAGGCCUCCAAGAGCUACAGGGGCCUGCUUAUCUAUGACACCAAGACCGAUUGGUGGAAUGAGGUGCUCAUGGAGUUCGCCUGCUAUGGAGCGGCCGCCGUCUCGGUCAGCACCGGGGUGUACGUUAUCGGUGGGUACACAGAGGAAAGGGACAGUUUCCUGGCCCACAGUGCGGUGGCCACAGAGGACAUCCCUUUCACCACCAAAGGGAGCUUUUAUCUCCAGGAAGAUGGUCGAGUCGACUGGGAAGUCACCAUCCCCGAGCUGCCGGUGGCCUUGACUUUCGCUUGUGCGGUGGAACAGCGAGGGAAGAUUUACCUGCUAGCUGGCAAAGACGAUAAUCGCUCGUACAACACCUGUUACAGCUGGGUGCCACAGGACUCGAGCUGGACCCAGUGCCCGGAGGAAAUCCCCACGAGCAAUGAGGGGAGGAUAUUCAACUGCGCAGUCUUGAAGAUGCCCAAAAAGCCGAUCCGGUUCCUUCUCCUGGAGACUUCAGUGGCCUCGACAGUCGUCGGGGUGGAUGAGACCAAGAAAGGGCAAUUGAAUUCUUCUUCCAGGGAGGGCUGCAGCCUUAACUGCUGCUGGGGUGGGCGAUAG